AGUUGUGUCGGCCAGCAGAGAGGACUGUUGAUGGACCAGAUUUCCUUCCCCAGGAUAUUUUACCGAAGCGGUUGAGAGCACCGGACCGAACCAGAAGCUGUACCGCCCCGGUCCGGCCAUGGACGAGCAGGCGGGCCCCGGCGUCUUCUUCAACAACAACAACAAUUCGGGUUUGCCCGGCGCUGGGAAUAUUAAAGCUCCGCAGACUGGCGACGUCGGGGGCGGAGAGGCGGCCAGGGCUCAGUACAACAUCCCGGGGAUUUUACACUUUCUCCAGCAUGAGUGGGCCCGCUUCGAGGUGGAGAGGUCACACUGGGAGGUCGAGCGGGCCGAGCUGCAGGCUCAGAUCGCCUUCCUGCAGGGGGAGAGGCGAGGUCAGGAGAACCUGAAGAAAGACCUGGUGAGGCGGAUCAAGAUGCUGGAGUACGCUCUCAAACAAGAGAGGGCAAAAUACCAUAAGCUGAAAUAUGGAACAGAACUGAACCAGGGAGAGAUCAAACCUCCGAGUUAUGAUUCAGAUGAGGGGAAUGACAGUGAGGCUCCCAGUCCUCCGAACAGCAGCCAUCAGCUCAGCUGGAAACAAGGACGCCAGCUGCUCAGACAAUACCUGCAGGAGGUCGGAUACACAGACACCAUCCUGGAUGUGAAGUCUCAGAGAGUGAGAGCGCUGCUCGGUCUGACCGGAGACUCAGGAGAGAAACCCUCAGAGAAGAAAGUCGAACCGAUGGUCAACGGCACCGAACCGUCCUCCCUGAAGGACAGCGGCAUGGUCAGUAAACCCGACAUGUCCGACUCAGCCACCGUGUUGGAGGCCUUCAAGUUCAUUGAGAGCGCUGCAGCAGAAUUCAGCGACGAGGACGAGGAGGAGGACAGUGAAGGACGGGAUAAGACCAUCUUAGACCUGGCUACAAUGGUGAGGAAGAAACAGUCGUCUACCCCUUCGUCCACGACCUCUGACCUCAGCGACGACCCCGACACGGAGGAGGCUCUGAAGGGUUUUGAUUUCUUGGCGAGUCCAGACGAGUUGGACGGAUCUCUGGAGUCCAGGAGCGGGGAGGACAGCGGAGAGUGGGAGAAGGAAGAGCAGUCUCCUCUGGGUGAACUGGCCUGGGACGUGGACCAGGGACUGAUAGCCCAGCUCAAGGAGCAGUACAGGAAGGAACGCAAGGGCAAGAAGGGGGUAAAGAGACCAAACCGGUCUAAGCUCCAGGACAUGCUGGCUAACCUGCGGGAUGCUGAGGAGAUUCCCUCCCUGCAGCCUCCUGUGACACCCCCCUCCCGCCCCGCUGUACCCAGACUCAAUGAGCAUGAAUUGGGACGCCCAGAAGAAGAGGCAAUGACCUUCCUGCCAUCGUCUGGGAAGUCGUUCAUAUUGGGCAGAGUGGAUGAGGCGGUUUCUAACGAGCUGGGACUGGGAGAACUGGCAGGACUGACGGUCGCCAACGAGGCUGAAACCCUGGCUUAUGACAUCACCAACAACAAAGACGCUCUGAGGAAGACCUGGAACCCAAAGUUCACCCUGCGGAGCCACUUUGACUCGGUGCGGAGUCUGGCCUUCCACCCGGUGGAGCCCGUCCUGGUCACCGCCUCCGAAGAUCACACCCUCAAACUGUGGAACCUCCAGAAGACGGCGCCUGCCAAGAAAUGUGCUGCUUUAGACGUGGAGCCCAUCUACACAUUCAGAGCUCAUAGCGGCGCUGUGCUGUGCGUCACCAUGAGCUCCAGCGGUGAGCAGUGCUUCAGUGGCGGCGUGGACGGCACCAUCCAGAGCUGGAACACCCCCAACCCCAACAUCGACCCCUACGACUCAUAUGAACCCUCUGUCCUGCGGGGGGCGCUGUUAGGUCACACAGACUCAGUGUGGGGUCUGGUCUACAGCUCGGCCCACCAGCGCCUCCUCUCCUGCUCGGCUGAUGGGACGGUCCGGCUGUGGAACGCCGCCGACACCUCGCCAUCUCUCGCUGUCUUUAACGAGAGAGGAGAGCUGGGAGUGCCGACCUCGGUGGACCUGGUGAGCAGCGAGCCAGCUCACAUGGUGACAUCUUUCACCACCGGCCACAUCGGACUCUUCAACAUGGAGACGCAGCAGCUCGUCCUGAAGCUGGAGUCCGCCGGACCGCCAGAAGCUCCCUGCAAGAUCAACAAAGUGCUGAGUCAUCCCACGCUGCCAAUCACCAUCACAGCUCAGGAGGACCGGCACAUCCAGUUCUUCGAUAAUAACACAGGUAAACUGAUCCACUCGAUGGUCGCUCACCUGGACUCUGUCACGAGUCUCGCUGUGGAUCCAAACGGACUGUACCUCAUGUCUGGAAGUCACGACUGCUCGAUCCGUUUGUGGAACAUGGAGAGCAAGACGUGCAUCCAGGAGUUCACCGCUCACCGCAAGAAGUUCGAGGAGUCGAUCCACGACGUGGCAUUCCACCCUACCAAGUGCUACAUCGGCAGCGCCGGGGCCGACGCGCUCGCCAAGGUGUUCGUAUGACCUGACACCAGCUGAGUGUGGAGCUCAGAGGACGGGUGGAGUGUCACAGAGAUGGAGGAGGGUGGAGUUGGUCUCCACUGUUGAGUUUGGAUGAGGAAGCAGAAAACUGAAGGUGACAAUAGCCGGACUGCUCCUUUAAGAUCUGUCAAAUAUUCGCCCCCCCACCCCCCUUCGGACUUAGGCUGGCCCGGGUCCCGAAACAAACAAACCUCUGGAUGAGACGAUGAAUGAAACAGGAAGUGGCAAAAAAUCCAUACAGGAACUCUCGGUACAUUUUAGUAAAGCUGGAAUCUUUUUUCUUUUAACAUAAAAACUCUCCACCGUCACUGACCCCAAACACUCCAGUAAAAACAGCCUGCGUGUCGGUGUUGCUUUGAAAUAUUGUUCAUGAUAAUGUGCCUUUUUUCUUCACGACAUAAAUUCUUUUAGGUUUCGAGGGAAAAUGAUUUUGUGCAUCAGAAGAUCAACUUUUUCCCUUUCAAAAUAUGACGACCCAAUUUUAACAAGUCAGAUCCGAAUGUGUCACAAGCUCAUCACACACGUGGAGACUGAGUCGACUCAUUUAUGAUCAGAACUCAUGUGAGCGCUCUCAUUUCACCUCAUGAUGACAUCACUCUCUGCGCAGGACUCUGUGGAUUUUUGCUUCUUAAAUUGAUUUGGUGUGAUUUUCAUUAUUUCCUGUUCAAGUCGUUGCCUGCGGCCUGAAGAAGAAGUUUAAUCGGUCGGAUUUUGGAGAGUGGUCGAGUUUCAUCCUGUAAACGCCCACGCCAGGAGGUAAGAGGUCAGAGGUCAUGACCCAGAUUAGUGACACUUGUGUCGGGUGGACUCAGAGACUCUGUCAGCAGGUCAGAUCACAAACAUCUGGAGAGUUUCAUUUCAAAAUCAGACGGUUUCUGACACAUGAAACAUGUGUCAACAUGUGUAGCUCUGCUCAUAUAUUUGGAGCAACAGUAACACUCACUGCGCUCUGAUAGAGCAGGUGUGUCACAGAGUGGAGGUCCUUCCCUAACAAACAGUCUUUGGCUGAGUGCAGACGUGAUUCAGAGAAUUAACUGGAGUUUUAUUUCUGCACAGUGAGCUGUGGUGUGGCUUAGAGAAGAAUAAUCUGCGUUGUGGUUGUACAUCGAUGAAAUUUGGCAGCAGCAGCAGUGAGAAAUGUUAUCAAACAGAUUUAUUAGAUGUCAUGGGAGACUUUGAGAGUAGCAGAGCUGCAGGAACCAGCUGGAGGCUGAAAAAAGGGAAUUGGCUGUUAUUCAAACUUUCGGUCUGAGUAAUUUGACACUGUGCUGCUGCUGCACCUUUUAAAAAAAUCAGCACAGGUUCAUUCAUGUUCUCCACAUUCCCACCUGAGCACAGAACGUGCACGAACAUGUCCUAGAGUUUAAUAUCUACGUUUAAAGGAAUACUUCUGCCCCCGAAUGACUAUUUGUUCAUCAGUUACUCACCCCGUGUCAUGUUGAAUUCAUGAAGAAAACUGUUUUUCACGCAUGCCUCCACGGUGAACGAAAAAUACAAAAACAGAGAAAAUUCCUGGUGAAUUGAAGUCAUGGGGUCGACGAAAACUCUCACAUAACUAAUGCAGUGCAAUCCAGGUCUCUCUCAGCCAGUCGUAUGCUCAGUACUUCCCAAACAAACAGCUAUUUCCAACCAAGCAGCGUCCUAGGAGGCUGAAAAUGAAGCCAAAAGUGCCAAAAACUGCAGUUCCUCUAAUGUCCACUCGAGGACCUCAUAGACCUCCAUGUUAAAAUGUCUUUACAACAUGUUUACAACCUGGAACAAAAAAAUAGUUUCAGUCUCUGUAGCUAAUUUCAACAUUCACGACAACUGUAAGGGACUGAAUUUUAUAUAACUCACCUGUUUACAUGUCAUUAACGCCCAAAGUUACACAUAAUUAUGAGCUGGUUCUUCUUGAGUCAGAUCCACCCCGCACUUAUCCACAGCUCCAGCCUCUCAUCCAAAUAUGGUCACUUCUGGCUCCGAAAACCAAGAUGGCGACAGCUGAAAUGCCGAACUCGAGGGUUCAAAACGGGAGCCCAAACCAAUGGGUGAUGUCACAGAAUUUCUGGCACAGAAAUGAACUGAAAAUAUAAUUUAUCCAUGCUCUCUUGAGAGCCACCAGACUCCAUUAACAAAAAGAGUAAUUUUACCUCACUGAACAUGGGAGUGGCUGCUCUGCCGCUGACUCGAUCAGUUAGUUUAUUUGUGUUACUGUGUGACUUUGCUGAAUCCAAACGAACCCUUUAAAACACUAAAGUUGCACAGUAACACAAACAGACUAACUGAUGGAGGCAGCGGGGCCUGAGCAGCUUUAGUGUUCAGCGAGGUAAAAUUACUGUUUUUUUCAAUGGAGUCUGGCUUUGCAUUGUAACACAGAAUAAAACAACAGCGGGUUCAGUAGAGUGUUUGAUUUGAGACAGCAUGCUGGCAUUGCAGAAUCGAAAGAGGUGUGACGGGCGUGACAUUAACACAACAGCAUCGGCCUCCAGUGUGACAUAUAACAUAUGAGACAGCAGCACUUCAUAAACAAUAACAAUGGUGCAAAAUGUCAAUAACAAUCAUUUACCGUCCCUGUUAUAUGGUGGCUGAUCUCGUCCUCUGCUCAGAGGGUAAGGAGCUCCUGGACCUGCUUUGAGUUAGCUGCUAAAUGCUGCUGGCUGCUUUUUAAAUCUCCUGCAGUGAUGACGCAUAACUCGUCAUCAAAACGUCACACCUAUCCUGCCAGCUGUCCCUUUUACACAGUACUGGUUCGGCGCUGUUAUUACCUCCCGUGGCAGAUUAAAGGCGAGACAACUCUGUCUCCCCAUUCCGUGAUUGUACCUUAUAUACAGCAUGGUGAGGCGCCAUGACAGCGCCAUGUUCCCGCCUGAACAAGCAGUGUAAAAGGAGCUUUGGAUUAUACUGUGCGAGUUCUGUGAGUUUGAGAACGGAUGUUUUGAUUUAGUUUUUUUGACGUGAAUCCAUCAGCACACCUUAAAUUUCAAUAUGAGCGUUCCAUUCGUUUUUAUUGUCGCUCUUGGAUGAUGGACACUUUUAGUAAUGAGUGAAUCUUCAAGAGUUUAAAAAUAUAGAUUAAUUUGGAGCGGAUUAUGUGAAGGUCAUAUAUUCUAAUCCUCACUUCCUGUGGGCUACAGCAACACUAAACCCCCGAGCUUGCCUGAGAAGGACUAAAUGCACAAAGCUGCUAUUUUUAAAUAUCCCAUGGAGAGAGACUCUCACUGCAGCCUGUUCUAUUUUGUUCUGAAAAUGUGGGCGUGCAGCCUCGUUCUGUGGACGAUAAACCAGGUGCAGACUUCCAUCUGUGUCACUGCUGAUGAGGAAAUACAGCGAGUACUGGGCGGAGCAGUGAGUGACAACAACCCCGCCCACAUUUAAGAGGACUGUCUGAACAGACCGAGGGUCUAGGUACCAUGUCUGAAGGCUUACUGCUGGUUCCAAAGGUGCUGGACUGAAAGGGUUUAGUGGAAAUGUGGCUCAUAGGGACUUGUGCCAGCGACCCUCCGGUUCCCAAGUCAAGCCUCUACGGACUGAGUCUCUUAAAUUCAUUAUGAAUUUUUCAUUUCACCAUGACGACGUGAGAAAAACAAAGUUUUCUUCAUGAAUGUAACGUAACAUGGGCGAGUAACUGAUCAACAAAUUGUCACUUGUUGGGUGAAGUAUUCCUUUUUAUCCAUACUGACUGAACAUGAACACUAAAACGAAGACAUGUCAUUUUGAAAUGAAACUCUUCAGUGUGUUUGGACGGCAGCGACAGUGACACGUCAUUAAUGAUAACUGUAAUAUACUGUACCGAGCCUCCACCUGUAAACACACCUGCUGUCAUGUGACACUUUGAUAGUUGUAGAUCAAAUACAGAACUUCUCUCCAAAGUGAAAUCUCACCUGAAAACAUCUGGAGGAAAAAACUAAUGCAUCUGAAAUAACAAAUAUUUCAGGUUUGAAUUCUUGUCUGGUUUAAAGUUUUAUUUCCCCUCACGUGGAUGUGAGAUAUUUUGGAUUGAAUCUCUUCUGUUUGCGUAGUUUGAUCAGCUUUGUGGUGGCGAGGCUGCGUUUGAAAACCUGCUGCUUUUUAUGGUGUAUUUAUGGUUGAAAAAUCGUGACGAACUGCAGCGAGAAAAAAAAAAAAACCUGCAGUGACGCUUUCCUCAUUUAUUUGUUUUACUUUGAUCAUAUUUAUUAAUGACUAUGAAAACGCCAAAUUCAAGCCAAAAGAUUGAACCGAGACGACGAGAUGCUUCCUACUAAACCUGACAGUUGUUGUUGCUAAUGCUAAUUAGCUCGUUUUGUUGUGAAAUAACGAUAGUGCAACACUUUAAGUAACAGCUGUUUAGUUCCUAAACCCCAGAUUUGUAACUGCUUUAUAUGCUGACUGCCUGAAAAUAUUGUAUUUUGUGUAAUUAUUAUUAUUUGGAGCAAUUAACUAGUUUUUUAAACGACUCUUUGUGUUUGGUGACAGACUUGUAAGAUACAGGUAGAUAUUUUUUUUAAAGAUGUAUUCUCUGUUUUACUUGAAAAGUGAAGUUUAUUCCUUUGGGGUUUCUGCUGGUGUUGUAAGAAGUACAUGUACAUGACUUGACCUCUCAGCACUACAUAACACUUUGUUUUCGCUUUCUACCAAAUUAUCAUCUCAAACAUGCAGCUGUGUUCGUGGGGUGGAGGGAAACUCCAUGUUGCUUUUCUUUAAAUUGAAACGGUGUAAAAAGGGUAAGCAGAUAUGUGUAUAGUUUUUAAGUAUUAAAGCAGAUCUAUUUAUAAACGUGGUGUAAUUUAAGGGAAAUUUGAAAGUGAGAGUCAGCGGAUCAUUUAUCGAGUUGAGCCAAAAGAUCAAACAGUUAUUUAUGUGACGGUAAGUCUGCAGUUUGAUUUUCAGCUUACCUUUAAAGUUAUGCAGAAAGUGAACGGAGUCUGGUUGUUUUGGUGCUUCGUCUCAGUCUGAGCUCAGUCACAGAAAUGUCAGUUUGGAGUCAGCUGUUCACUUUUAAAAGUCUUUUCACGUCCGUGUGAGGAUACAACACGUUCUCACUCCGACCUCGUCACACAUCGAUGUUUUUGUCAUGGACUUUCCACGUCCACAUACGACAUCAAAGGUACCCUGGGUGUGCUGGUUGUUGACGUUCUGGGACGCCGUGUCAACUUCAGCCUGUUACAUGAAAUUUAAACACAGUCUCAAACACAAACAAACAAAACAGUCUCUUUCAAAAUAAAAGCACUACAUUGGUACAACACUGCAAACUGAUGGGCCGGGCGCUGUUAAACGAUAAAGGCAACCAGACUUGUAUCAUGCUGAUGUUAAAGGACGCCUUUUUACGUUGGUUUCUGACACCGCAAGUUACUGCCCAAGUGCCAGAUUUCGACGACUUUGGAGUGAGACCGGGCUCGACAACAUGGCCGAGACUUUGCCAUUAUGUCAACUGUAAUUCUUGCACUUAUCUGUAUCCAAAGUUUUCACAUCAAAUCCAGAAGAAAACAAGAAAGGUUUAUCUGACACAUCCAGCGUGGAUUGCAGAAGACAGUUUGUGGCAUGAAAGUCAAGCCUAAACAAAAUAAAGUUUUUGUUUUGUAUGCCUCUGGUGAUCGCCGUGCUGGAGGCAUUAUGUUUUCAGCUUGUCCGUCCGUCCCAUUCUCGUGAACACGAUAUCUUCAGAAGGCCUGAGGGCAUUUCUGAAACGUUCACACGGUUCAACAGUGAACCGAUUAGAUUUCGGUGGUCAAAGUUCAAAGUCACCGUGACCUUGCAUCUGUCUCAUUGUCGUAAACCUGAUAUCUCAAGAUCACCUUAAGGGAAUUUCCUUAAAUUUGACACAAACGUCCACUCGGACUGAAGAAUAGCCUGAUUAAAAUUUUGUGGCCAAAGGUCAGUGUGACCUCACAAAACGUUUUUGGCCAUAACUGAAGAAUUCAUACGCUAAUUAUGACAGAACUUCACACAAAUGUCUCACAGGAUAAAAUAAUGAAGGUCAAAAGGUCAAAGGUCAGCUUGACUGUGACAUCAUCAUGUUUUAACGUCAUAUCUCAGGAACAGAAGGGGAGACAUUUGGUCAGAUACUGAAUUGGUGACUCUAAUCUUGAAACUGUGCUGAUUGUAUAGAUCUUGUGUGUGUGAAGCAUCCAUGUUUUCACUGACAUGGAUGGAGACUGCGUGGGACCGUAUUUCUAGUUUCUGCAUAUUUUGGCUUAUUAUCAUCCUCAAAUAAUCCAGAAUCAACUGACACCAGACUCCGUUCAUAUCUGUCUACUUUAUUUUACUUUCAGAGCAAUAGAA
Molecule: messenger RNA, 8740 nt
Organism: Epinephelus moara (kelp grouper)
Lineage: Eukaryota; Metazoa; Chordata; Actinopteri; Perciformes; Serranidae
Gene: strn
Product: striatin, calmodulin binding protein
Exons: 18
Coding region: 119-2482 (787 amino acids)
Cellular component (GO): dendrite
Molecular function (GO): protein-containing complex binding; protein phosphatase 2A binding; armadillo repeat domain binding
Source: RefSeq, a predicted model, not a curated record